AUGGCAGUCUCUAUAAAACUCAAUGAGGACGUGGAUUUGAGUGAAGUCGCACAGAUGACUGCAGGUCGGACGUUCGGAGAGCUUUCGGCUAUGUUGGCAGAUGCAGGUAGCAAUGCUAUUGAUCGAAUGAUUGGGGGUGAGACUAACGGAAGCAAGCGGUCGUUGGAGGACCUGGUGUUCGGUGACUCUGACAACCUCUCCUCCGAUCGCUAUUCUGUCUCAGCCAAGGACAUUGAGGAAGCUGUACAGAACCAGCAGGCGCAUGUGUCAUCUGCUAACGUCAGUAACGCAUCGAUUCCGAAUGUAAAAUGGACCGACGUGGGUGGCCUGGAAGACGUGAAGGACGAGAUUCUGGACGUCGUGCAGCUACCGAUCAAGCAUCCGGAACUCUUUGCGAUUGGAGUCCGCCAGCGCUCCGGCAUCUUGCUGUACGGGCCUCCAGGAACGGGAAAAACGCUGCUAGCCAAGGCAAUUGCGACAGAGUCGAACCUCAACUUUCUUAGUGUGAAGGGACCCGAACUACUAAACAUGUACAUUGGUGAAAGUGAGAAGAACGUGCGGCAGAUUUUUGCGAAGGCUCGCAACUGCCGUCCUUGCAUUCUUUUCUUCGAUGAGCUGGACUCACUGGCUCCGAUGCGUGGGCGUGGGUCUGACUCAGGUGGUGUCAUGGACCGCGUGGUGUCGCAGUUGCUGACGGAGAUCGAUGGUCUCAGUGGCGGCGGUAAUGACCAAGUGUUUGUCAUAGGCGCGACAAAUCGUCCAGAUCUGCUGGAAACAGGUCUGCUGCGCCCAGGACGCUUCGAUCGUCUACUCUACCUCGGUAUAUGCAACGAGAAAGCAGCACAGCUAAAAGUGCUAAAGGCACAGACGAGGAAGUUCACGCUGGCAGAGAACGUUGAUUUGGACGCAGUAAUUGAGCACUGUCCGACCAACUUUACGGGUGCAGAUUUUUACGCACUCAGCUCUAGCGCGCUUGCGGCUGCACUGAAGGAUCGCGUCAAGUCUCUGGAUCGUCAACUCGAAGAGAUCAAUGUAAAGGACUGCUAUUCGUCCAGUCCGUUGACAAUGCGCCUCCUCCUCAACCGCUUGUCACCAGAAGAACUGCGUGUGUCUGUGGGUCAAGAACACUUUAUGACGGCGCUUUCGCAAGUCGUUCCGUCUGUGUCGCCCGCCGAAAUGCGGCAUUAUGAGAAAUUGAGGAAAGAGUACAGCUCGAAACAAACGUAA
This is a messenger RNA of Peronospora matthiolae, 1227 nucleotides long. NCBI's taxonomy places the organism in Eukaryota, Oomycota, Peronosporomycetes, Peronosporales, Peronosporaceae. The record is from the annotation of a GenBank genome assembly.